Schistosoma rodhaini is the source of this 5643-nucleotide messenger RNA. NCBI's taxonomy places the organism in Eukaryota, Metazoa, Platyhelminthes, Trematoda, Strigeidida, Schistosomatidae. The record is from the annotation of a GenBank genome assembly.
GCGCUCUCUACGAGUUUGUUUAUCCCUGGCGGCAUAUUAAAUGUUUUAUAAUGUCGAAAAGUUUGUCGCGUUAUAACAUAUCUGUAGUCGAUGGCUUUGUUCGAGAAAGCACAACAUUCAGAGAGCUGAGUAGUAAUGCAAAAUGCAUACUCGCUGAUUUACUUUCCAUGACAAAUGGAGACCUGACAAAAACAGCAUCAUAUCUGGACAGUCUCUUAAACAAGACCCAAAUGAGAAUCAAACUUCUUUCGGAUGGAAAUAUGAGCGACGAGGAGUUUUACACAGAACUUAUGAAACUAAAAAAUGAGCAAAGAGAUACUGUUGAUAUAAUUGAGCGACUUUACUUAGGUUCUGGCAAAUCUGAUAUAGAACAAAACGACUGUAAUUUUUCGGAAGAACUUGAUGAAAUAGAGGUUUCAAAGAAUUUUACGAACAAUCAGUUAAAUAGCUUUGAAAGUGUAUAUUGCGGCUGCAAUCAAAGUACACAUUUACAACACGAAGAACCUGAAUCUCAACAUAUUGAAAAUAAUUAUGAGUAUUCGAAAGCUAAAGAAUGCAAUCUUUCGGAGACACACAGCGAAGAAUGUGGAUGUUCAAAAACCAAAAUUGAUGAAAAUAGAACAAACACUGACAACCAUCACAGUAAAACAUUUGUUCGUGAGUCUAGUCCAUCAGUCACAUCUUGGCGGCACCACAUUACUGUACCGGAACCCUUUGAAAUGACAAAACGAGAGGAAUCUUUAAAACGUAUCAAAAAUCUACAAAAUGAAAACAGGUGUUCACAGCCUGCAACUGUUCAGGAUGAUGCUAAUGUACACUUUGGUAGACAAUUUAAAGCUAAACCAGUGCCUUCACAUGUGUAUUUGCCAUUAUAUGAGAAAUUAAUGGAAGAUAAUGCUCUUAGACGUGAAGCUGUCAGGGCGUAUCGCAAAGAAAUCUUGAAAUCAAUAGAAAAACCAUUUAACUUUACCAUUCGUGAGAACCUUAAUAAAGAGCGAAACGACUUCAGUCGGGAAAAGAUUCAGCAAAAUAUGAACUUCGGCACUGACAAAAAACUUUUACAUUCUAAAGAUGAUGGACCUUCAGAUCCUUUAAACUUACCAUCACAGUUAUAUGAAAAAAGAUUUGAACGUAUGCAAGAGGAUUUACUGUUAAAACAAAUUAAACGUCAUUUACGUGCUCAAAGACUACUACAGUCAGCUUCUUUACCACCGGGUAUGGAGGAGCGACAACAUCGUAUGAAUAUGAGAAAGCAAGAAAGAAAGGCUAGAGACAAAAGACUUAAUCGGAUUACUGUUCUUGGUUUAGAUAAUCCAGAAACAGUACAAAAACAAUAUCAUUAUUAUCACCCAGCUCCAGACUUUAAACAGUUACACUGGAAAUCUAAUAAAACACUUCGACGUUUAUGGAAGCCACCGCCAGAGCCAACUAGACCAAAAUCAUUUAAAUUACGAACAAGUGAACGUGCUAAUUCAGUUGAUCGUCGUUCAUCAGAAAUAAGUAAAGUGAAAAAGAUGGAAGAGAAUACUUCUCAGUCAAUUGUGAAACAACCAGUUUUAGAUUCUUCACUACCACCCGCUUUAUCAAGAUCAACUUUUCUUCGUGAAAAUUACAUUAGAAAUUCACUCGCUAAAGCAGAUUUAGAUGCAAAAAAGAAAGAAGAAACAGAAUAUUUAAAGAGAAUAAAACAGAAAGAAGUGUCCCAUACGAUGAAAGAAACAUUAGGCGGACAAAUCAUAUCACCUAAACAACUUAUCAAUUCUAUUACUGAAGAGCGUAAACGUCAGUUAAUUCAAAAUGAUUUAAAUCGUCAAGCAGAAUAUCAGCGUGAAUUGAAUGCGAUUCAACAACGUGUCGCAUCUAAACCAUUGUUGUUAACAAGACAAAGUCAAAUUGUUGUACGUAAACGUGCUGAAGCGAAAUUCGAUGCAUCUUUUCAAAAUGCUGGUUUAAAUUUAGAUGAAAUAAUUGAAAAAUGUCAUGAAACAGAUGAUAUGAAAACAAAUUAUAAAAAAUCUAUGACAAAGGCUUCUGUAGAACCAUAUGACCCAGAAAAUCAUUUCGGUGACCUAGGAAAUAACUAAAGCAAUAUGAAAUUAGAAUAUAUUUCCACAUUAUUACAGUGAAUUCUUAUUGACCAUUUAGUUAUUCAUCUAACCAUUAUUUAUAAAUUGUAUCCUUGUAAUCAUGGACAAACAGAAUUUAUUACUUAUAUUCAAUUUGAAUAGUUUAACUAAUUUUACACGGAAUACCAGUAUACAUCUUAUUUAUCAAGAUUUCUUGGUUUAAAUGAUCUUCCAUCAGUCUGAUUGGUUUCUAAAAUUUUUCAGCCAUACAAUUCUUUUUGUUUUACUAAAGCUUUCGAAGUUUAUUUAACUACUUGUAAGUAGGCAAAUUAGAAAGAUUCAAAUUUCCAACAUCGAAUUUAUCGCAACCAAAAGUCCAUAAAGAUUUCUACUGUUAUCAUAUCGACUAAGUAGGAAAAUCCUGUAAAACCUUUUUUUAUAGAACUAUACUAUUCAGUAUAAAUGUCUUCAAUAUCUGAAUUUUAAUUUUUUAUGCUGAAAUUAACUAGAAAAAUGAAGUGAAAAUCUAUCUACAAGUGUUUGCAGUAGGUUUUCAAGUGUUUAAGAAAUGAAAACGACUUAAGUUUGUGAUAAAUAUAGAACUAAGUAGUUUGAAAGUGCAAUCGUUUCUUAGAUUUUACUAAAAAUUAUUUCUGUCGUAAAAUAAUUAGUUCUUGUUGACAUCUGUCAAUCUAUAUCUGCAAUGAGUAUUACUGUUUGUAAAUUUUUUCCUAUAUUUAGUCCUGUCAAAUAUCUCGUUAUAUUUUCAUAUGACGGAAUCUGCUUAGUUAUAUUUAUGGAUCUCUGGAUGUAUACUGCCUAUAGGAUGAAUGGGAUUUCUACCAACCAUUUUGUAAGACUAUAUGCAUCUACAGUUGAUGUAUAUACCUCUUUUCAAACUACAACGCCGUUUAUUGGUUGUGAUCUAAAAAAUCCACAAUAACAAAGUUCUUGUGUUUAUAAGUAUGUCGAUUUUCAAACAUGAGUUAGAAGCUUCCUAAGCUUUAGUGUUUCUUUGAUAAAAGUAACGUAGCUUCACUGCAAGUGCUAUAGUACCAUUCAUGAAAAUCGUAGUAAGCUCCUUCCGUAGAAAAAUAAUGUUAGUCGCUUCUAACACAAAGAAUGUUUGAGCAAACAAUUGUUUUCAAUAACUUCAUCAUCAGGCUCUACAGUUAUAAGUUCAUAAUUAUUGUGAUAUUUUGUAAAGGCUAAAAUGAGAUAUAUAUUAGAGUCUAACGAUGAAGCUACUGAAAACAAUUUUCCGCUCAAAUAUUCUUUGUUUUGAAUAUUCUUUGGGGAAUUUUAAACGGCCGAACCACUUCUGUUUAUAUUGCUGGGUGUAUUUUACCCACUCAUUUUAUCUUGUCACAAACUUUCGCUGAAUCUAAAUGUGAAGCGUCACAUCAACAAAAUAUAUCAGGGUACAACCUCAAUGUUUACUUAGUUUAAUCAAGUCUCACCUUUUCAAUGGCAGACCCUAUCACACAACUUAGAUGUCGUUUGAAUUAAACUCCACCACAACUUGACGUUACAAUUUGUCGUGCAUAACUACCAAUAUCUAACCGACAUCAAACAAUAAUUAUUCUAGUGAAUAUAGCUAGACGAUCUCACAAUGAUGUGCAGACUGGAAUAUUAUUUAUGGUAUCAUCUACGGUCAGAACAGAACACUAAUUGCACUUCGAUUUUUUUUACCUACAAGGUUAAAGGUAAUUACUACUAAUUUCGAAAGUAAAGAACUUGAAUCGUUGUUGUUGAGGCCUUUCAAAAUGAGGAGUUAUGAUUUUUUAAUUCCCUAAGAUGCAAACUUCACAACCUCGCUGAGUGUAUGUAGCCCUUUAUUUUUCAAGGAAUUUACGGGUAACAAUGUUCUUUCCUUAGGUUCUGUAUUUUUUAUAUAAUAAAUUUCAUUAAUGAAAAAAAAUGAAUUAGAGAUUUAGUGAAAUACUGAUUUAUCAAUUACUAUUAUUCCUUAUAAUAUGUUUAUCAAAAUCCGAACAGACAGAAUUAAUAAGGAGGUCAAAUAAGACAACAAGGAAAAAUUGAUUAUUACCACUGACUUAGACAAUGUGUUUACUUCUUUGACUGUAGGGAACAUAAAACAUCCAUCAUUGAUAUAAGUCACAAUUGUGUUGUGUGGUGUGUGCUUAGACAUGAACUUUUAUUUAAUGUUUUUUUUAGCAAACCAAAGCCAACAUUUAUUCCUGAGAAUUAUCUACAGUCUUGAUAGUUAUGGAUUUUGUGAAAGCGUUUAAUUAAAAUGUACCAUUAAGUAAUUGUCAUAUGACUGGUGUCACUAAGUACAUGAUUAUUAUCCAACUUAUAAUUAAUCUUCCGAACGAUUGUAAUCAAGGAAUUACUACAAACAAAUAUACAUUCCAAAGUUGAGACAAUUCUACUUUGUAAAGAAUUAAAGAUUUGUUAAGGGAACAGUUUAAAUUUUGUAAGUGCUUCUCUUAUGUCUUAAUAAAUGAUAAAUUACAGGAUUUGAAGAUCCAGGUCCAGCCAACAUAACAAUAUUCCUAAAAAAAGUCUUUUUGACUUUUCAAAAACAAGUGAACAUUGAAGAGGCGUAAAAAACUGAAAUACGAUGCUAAUAGAUAAAUCCUAUCUACCAAACAUGUUAUGUACCAUUCAUUCAAAGUUGUAAUACUUCGUUCGUUGUGAUUUUUUAAGCUAUUUUACAUGUAAAUCUAUAGAUAGGAUGUCAUUUUCUUAAUUUGAUUCAUUUUACAAUUACAACUAGUUACAUUAGCAUCAAGCUAAUUUAGUUGAAUUUAAUUUCCCUGUCAGAUUUGACAAUUUUUUGUUUUUAAGAUCACUUAUACUAUAUGUUUUUCUAUGAAAUUGUAACCUUCAAAAGAUGUAAUCCAUUCAGAAAACUAUUAGCUGAAGAUCUAUUCCUUUCUUCCCAUCAUAAUUAAUGUUAUUUUUUAUAAAGAAAGAAACCUUUGACAUUUCCAUGUACUAUCAAUACAUUUGUUUUUCUGACUUAUUUUAUGGAUGAAAUUUAGUGAAUAUAUUUGAUAUUGUAAAAGAGAUAAUACAAGUGAAAACCAUUAGUUAAUAUCAAAUACUUGACAGUAAACAGUAAGGAUUUUAAGUUUAUUUGUUUAUUUUUAAAUAUAUGUGUGUACAUAUGUAGUAUGGUACAGUUAUUUGACGAACGUAUUCGGCCAAAUUGUUCUCCAUAAGAAAAGAAGUUUAAAUCACAAACUUACCAUAAUCAGACAACUAAGUUUUAUAUCCUAGUGAUAAUGAAAGUACGGGUAACUUCUGGGACCUGUUAAUAGACGAUUAUUCUAUGUAUGUUCUUAUCGUAUAACUAUUGAGUAACUAGAUUUUGUAUAUCUAUAUUCAUUUUAUUAUAAGCUUCAUUUUGACCUAUGGAUUAUUACUAUACGAAUUACUGUCCUUAAAUUAUAUUCAGUUUAUUGAUUACUGUAUCCCAUGUUCACAGUCACAUUUUGUUUUGAUCGUGUACAAAUAUUAUUUUCAAUUUUAUGGUAUGAUGCGGUUUGUCUGUCUGGUAUAUAAACAGAGUAUGCUUGAAAUAAAUGAUUCGCAUAGCAGAAGCUGU